Messenger RNA from Diospyros lotus (date-plum), 3131 nucleotides. RefSeq names its product pentatricopeptide repeat-containing protein At1g66345, mitochondrial. Gene Ontology annotation, molecular function: protein binding. The record is from RefSeq and is a predicted model, not a curated record. The transcript has 2 exons. The coding region runs from base 30 to 1658 and encodes 542 amino acids. NCBI's taxonomy places the organism in Eukaryota, Viridiplantae, Streptophyta, Magnoliopsida, Ericales, Ebenaceae.
CGGUCACGGUGCAUCUGCAUAACCACAAAAUGCUAAAUUGUAUUAUGAGGCUGGCCAACUUCAACUCAGAAUGUACACUUUCCCAAUCAAUCGCCGGAUCCGUCCUCGCUCGCCGAUCUAUGCCCAAUGCUCGACCCAUACUGAUACACACUUUACCACCGCAUCCCGACUCAAUCGUCAACAUCAUCUGCGAUUCCUUCAGGAAAGCCCUCAAUUGGGACGCACUGACCCGAAGAUUCGGUUUGAUUGAGCUCGACCACUCCAUUGUCCAACAAGUGCUUCUCCAACUGAAAGAACCAGCCGAUGCAAAACGCGCCCUGGGUUUCUUCCACUGGUCGGCUCGGCAAAAGCGUUUCCAACACGAUGCUUCCAGUUACGCUAUCGCCAUUCACAUCCUGGUUCGGGCGAAGCUCAUCAGGGAUGCUCGGGCCUUGCUCGAAUCGGUCUUGAAGGACGAGGUCUUGGGUCGCUCUUGUCCGUUCUCGGUUGUGGAUUCCCUUCUUGGUAGCUACGAAAGUGCUAACUCCAUUCCUAUGGUGUUUGAUUUGUUUGUCCAAACUUGUGCCAAGUUGAGGAUGACAGAGUUAGGGUUUGAUGUUUGUAGAUACUUGGAUGAUCACGGAUUCACUUUGAGCCUCGUUACUUACAACACAUUGAUUCAUGUAGUUCAAAAGUCUGACCAGACCGCAUUGCUUUGGAAGAUCUAUGAGCAUAUGAUAAGACAAAGAACAUACCCGAGUGAAGUAACAGUGAGGAUGAUGAUUAGUGCAUUGUGCAAGGAAGGAAAGUUGCAAGAGUCUGUUGACAUGUUGGAUAGGAUCCAUGGGAAGAGAUGCUCUCCUACUGUGAUAGUUAAUACCGUUUUGCUUUUUAGGAUAUUUGAAGAGGGAAGAGCUGAGGAGGCAAUGGUGUUGUUGAAGAGGAUGUUGCAAAAGAACAUGAUUCUUGAUACCAUUUCUUAUUCUCUUAUCGUGUAUGCGAAGGUGAAACUUGGUCCUCUAGAUUCUGCACAGGAAGUGUAUGAGAAAAUGCUCAACAGAGGUUUUCAUGCAAACUCUUUUGUAUAUACAUUGUUUAUAGGGGCCAACUGCAAGGAGGGAAGGAUCGACGACGCUUUUAGGUUGAUGGAAGAAAUGAGAGACAUGGGUUUGAAGCCAUAUGAUGAGACUUUUCAUCAUCUUAUUGUGGGUUGUACUAAGGCUGGAAGAUUGGAAGAAAGCGUCAAGUUCUGUCAGAAAAUGAUGGAAAUGGGAUUUAUUCCUGCAGCUUUGGCUUUCAAUGAGAUGAUUGGAAAGCUUUGUGAAAAUGGGGGUGUAAAGGAGGCCAACGAGAUGUUAACUGUUCUGUUAGACGAAGGAUUUAAUCCAGAUGAAAUUACAUAUUCUCAUCUUAUUGGUGGCUAUGCCAAAGAAGGAAAGGCUCAGGAAGCUGUGAAGCUGUACUAUGAAAUGAAAUACAGAUUACUCUCUCCUGGUUCAUUGGUUUUUGAAUCUUUAAUUAGUAGUCUUUCCGAAUGUGGAGAACUGCAUGAAGCAGAAAGAUAUCUGAAGCUUAUGAAGGAUCAAUCAUUACCACUGUCUGCACAUAUUUAUGAGAAAAUAAUUGCUAGCCAGCAAGAAAAGGGAAACAAAACCACAGCUCUUCAGCUCUGUAAAUGAAAUGAUUGGAGCAGGAUCAGAACCGAGUAGGUUUUCUUAUUGUGUUUGCUCAAACAACCUAUGAAGCUAGAACUUUUGGUGGCGGCAUAUUAUGUCAGCUGGCUAUUGCUGAUCAACAUUCUAAAUUGGGCAAAGCUAAUAUCGACUUCCAUAUGACAAGCAAAAGUUUGUGUUGCAAGCAUCAUCAAGCAUCAGGAAAUUUUAUUUGAUAACAUAGAAAAUGCAAAAUACUAUCUGCAUUUUUGAAUGAUAGGACCAUGUCUGGAAGUAGUAGGGAUGAAUAGUCAACGGGGAAAUAAGUUAUUUCACAAGACAGGACCAACUCUCGUGAAACCAUUCCGAGAAAAAUCUAUAUUGAGGGGCUUACAGUUGGCCUUUGAAGCUGAAUUCUAUCCAUGGUCUGUCAAACUGAAACAUUGUGAAGGCAAGUGACUUUCCUUGGAGUAUUACUGUGGUGUUGAAAAGUUCAUUUAGAUAAAAGGAAAGUUACCUAAAUGCACACUGUUCUUGCCAAGAAUACCGAGGAUAGAUUGACAAUUGGAGACGUGAAGCCUUGCAAGCCUACCCUUAUUUUGAUCAGCCGCUGGAAUUCUGACUGCACUUUGUGUUUCCUCUUUUGGGGUUUGUACAUUUUGUAUAUGAGAAUCUUCUUGAUUUUCAUUCAUAUGCGGUGCUAUUUGUUACUACAAUGAUAAAAGACCCAAACACACAGUUGUUUCUUCCAUGAGAUGAAGUUUAUCCAUUCUCAGUGACUAUAAGAAGGGCUGGGGGAAGUUUCAAGCUUAAAAGUUAAGAUGGCAUGUAAAAAUACAGUGCAAGCACACAUGCCUGUCUUCAUGUUAAAUUGCUUUGUUAUUUGGAAGCAUUGUUAACUUGGGCUUACAUUUUUACAUCUAACAGGUCAAAUCAAGUUUUUUGCACUGGAUGGUGACAGUUGAAUGCUAUUGAAUUCUUGUAGUUGCCGAUAUGAAUGGCAAACACAACUUUGAAUGGUUGCUUAUAAUUUUCUUUAUCCUUCCUGAUUGAUCAAUACACAAUGGAAACUGAUUAUGAACUCAGAUCAAAGGCCCAAACUAGGUGGACGGAUAACAGCAGACCAACGCCAUGGCAAUUGCUCACUAUGAUGGCUCAGGUGGACCUCUCACGACGCCGAUCCCAAAGGCAAUGCUGUAGCUGCUAUGUGAAGAGUAUUAUUGUCUUUGCUGUAUUAUCUGCCUGGGCUGAGCGUAUGGGAGAGAUUAUUUGUGUCACGAUUCCUGAAAUUACUCCUAAAUUUUCUAUUCUAAAUUUAGAAAUUGCUUUAGUUUAGAAAUCUAUCUAUUUAAUUCUAUAUAUAUUUUUUGUAAUUAGAAUUCUGUCCAUAUUUAGAAUAGAUUGAUACUUUUCUUGUAAUUAAAAUUUUGUUCAUAUUUAGAAUAGGUUUUCUUCUAUAUAAUGCACAACUCUCUUGUCAAUGAAGAAGAAAGAAAUUUU